This is a messenger RNA of Bufo gargarizans (Asiatic toad), 1695 nucleotides long. RefSeq names its product glycosyltransferase like domain containing 1 (gene QTMAN). The transcript has 12 exons. The record is from RefSeq and is a predicted model, not a curated record. Bases 86 to 1504 code for a protein of 472 amino acids. NCBI's taxonomy places the organism in Eukaryota, Metazoa, Chordata, Amphibia, Anura, Bufonidae. Gene Ontology annotation, molecular function: glycosyltransferase activity.
UGCGGGGCUCCUCCAUAACGCAGCGUCCUCUGCCCUGGCCUGGGGUCGUGCUGGGACUUGCGGUUCUACUAUAGCUGGCUUGUUUAUGCCACAGUCAUUAGACACCCGUGUUAGCGUGUUGGGGGUUGUAGUCCCUCCUUACCUAGGAGAAGACUGGACGGCGGCUAGAAUGAGCGUCCUCCUGCUCGAGGCCUUUUAUGGAGGCUCACACAAGCAGCUGAUGGACCUGCUGAAAGUAGAAGUGGAAGGCUGCGUCCUCUACAGCCUCCCCGCCAAGAAGUGGCACUGGAGGGCCCGCACUGCCGCCCUCUACUUCAUGCAGGCCGUUCCACCCGACGACUCCUACAGGAUCCUGUUUACCAGCUCGGUCCUCAACCUGGCUGAACUCGUCGCUCUCCGAACCGACCUUGGGAAGCUGAGAAAGAUCUUGUAUUUCCAUGAAAACCAAUUGGUUUAUCCUGUACGAAAGAAUCAAGACAGAGAUUUCCAGUAUGGUUACAACCAAAUCCUUUCAUGCUUAGUCGCAGACGUUGUGGUGUUUAACUCCGCCUUCAACAUGGAGUCUUUCCUAACAUCUAUCGGCAAGUUCAUGAAGCUGAUUCCCGACCACCGGCCUAAGAAUCUAGAGCAGAUCAUCCGACCAAAAUGCCGGGUCAUUCAUUUCCCCAUCAGAUUUCCUGACGUCAGCCGGUUCCUGCCAGAACACAAGAAGGCUCCACAGAAGAUAUCCGUGGAGGCUUUGGGCCACCACACACAACUAAAUGUCCAGGCAGAAAAUGAGAAAGCAAGCGUCGCACCAGCUCUUUCUGGUCAAGUUAGACAACACCUGAACCAACCAUGGAUAGAAUCUGUUGAAAUUAGUUCUGAAGAUGAUCGCCAAGUCAUAUCACCACCAUCCUCCUCCAACUUCAGCACCGAGUCCCAGAGGCCUCUGCAUAUUGUCUGGCCUCACAGAUGGGAACAUGAUAAAGAUCCAGAGACCUUCUUCAAAAUUAUGAUGAAACUAAAAGACCAGGGGCUGCCGUUCCGCCUGUCGGUGCUCGGGGAGACGUUUACUGAUUUGCCAGGAGGAUUUACAGAGAACGCAGCACAGAGUCCUACAGAAGAAUGCUCCAGAAUUGUACUAAAGAUCUUCUCCGAGGCCAGAACAUCCUUGGGGUCGGCGGUUUUGCACUGGGGUUUCUUGCCCAGCAAAGACGAGUAUUUCCAAGUGCUCUGCGCGGCCGAUGUUGUCAUCUCCACGGCUAAACACGAAUUCUUUGGCGUGGCCAUGUUAGAAGCUGUGCACUGCGGCUGUUAUCCUCUGUGCCCCAAAGCGUUGGUGUACCCCGAGAUCUUCCCAGCGGAAUAUCUGUAUUCGACACCUGAACAGCUUUUGAAAAAAUUGCAGAAUUUCUGCAAAAGGCCCGCUAUUGUCAGGAGGCAUCGGUUUCAGAUUUUAUCAGAUCUGAUUGAUCUUUUCAAGCUCAUCACAGCAGUGGAAAAUGAUGGCGGCCAUAUAUAGAGUCUAAUAGCAACCAAUGAAUGUAAACUUCAUAGAGGAUGAUGGCGCUUGAGAAAGAGGGGGGUCCCUCGAAACGUUGCGUGGCGGAGUGCUACUGCUCCCUGUCUUGAAUGAACUUACCCAGAGAAAGAGAUACCGUCUGAGCGCACCUGUGAAUGCAUGACGAAGCUGGCACACUGAAACGAACCCGC